AUGAGGUCCUGGUUAUUUAUCUGCACCUUUCUGGGCAUCACCUUCAUCCAUGAUGUCUCUUCCCAGACCUGUCUAUGUGCCCGGGGCUUUUGCGCAAGAGGCUGGGUGCAGUAUAAGUCUGCCUGCUACAAGGCUGUGAUGCAGCGAAAGACCUGGACUGAAGCCGAGAUGUCUUGCCAGAGUUAUACUCCAACUUCCCACUUGGCCUCCAUCCAUAGCAUGGAAGAAAAUGACUUCAUUUUUCAUCUGAUGGGCAAGCCAAUGAAUUAUGUGAAAUAUGAGGCCUAUUGGAUUGGAGCACAUGACACCUUCAAGGAGGGAACCUUUGUAUGGACAGAUGGCUCCAGAUUUGAUUUCCACUCAUAUCCUCCUAAUCAGCCUGAUGGACUGAAGGGAGAAAACUACCUUGGCUCCUGGUUUUUACAAAACGGACAUAUCACCUGGAAUGAUUACGUCAAUUCAUGGACAUUCUCAUUUGUUUGCAAAUACUCUCUAGCAAAUAGGAAUCUAUUACUUCCAAGCCUUAACCAAAACAAUGAUGUCCUUCAGGCUGAUGAAUAAACUGUAAGUAUAGAACAAUUGUUGGGAUGUUAUUGGCUUAAAGAGGUGUCACAGCUUCAUUUCCUACAGUGAAGGCUGUCUUGCAGGAAGACAGCAACAUGUGUUUUGGUCUCAAAUAUUUGUUUGCUGGCCAGCUGGUGGCUCUCCCACUUUAGGGACAUAUGCAUAUCUCCCCUGAUGAGAAAAGGCAAGAACACAGUCUAAGAUGAAGCUUUGAGCUGAUUAUUCAACUGUUUUUGACCGUUUUUAAAAUCCGAUAUAGCAAUGCUAAAAAAGAUCUUGAAAGAUGUGUACCCC
Molecule: messenger RNA, 858 nt
Organism: Python bivittatus (Burmese python)
Lineage: Eukaryota; Metazoa; Chordata; Lepidosauria; Squamata; Pythonidae
Product: lectin-like
Source: RefSeq, a predicted model, not a curated record